Nerophis lumbriciformis (worm pipefish) is the source of this 1502-nucleotide messenger RNA. Its product is annotated as apelin receptor B-like. Gene Ontology annotation, molecular function: C-C chemokine receptor activity; C-C chemokine binding. NCBI's taxonomy places the organism in Eukaryota, Metazoa, Chordata, Actinopteri, Syngnathiformes, Syngnathidae. The record is from RefSeq and is a predicted model, not a curated record. Gene Ontology annotation, biological process: G protein-coupled receptor signaling pathway; neutrophil chemotaxis; immune response. Gene Ontology annotation, cellular component: membrane; external side of plasma membrane.
UGCAAGUGUUGUCAUUCCCUGAGCAGCAGCCAUGGAUCCCACAGUGAGUCCUUACGAGUACUACGACUAUGACGAGACGGAGAACUCCACCAUGUGCGACUACUCGGAGUGGACGCCGUCCUACUCCGUCAUCCCCGUGCUCUACAUGCUCAUCUUCAUCCUGGGCCUGUCGGGGAACGGCGUGGUCAUCUUCACCGUGUGGCGAGCGCAGGGCAAGCGGCGGGCGGCCGACGUCUACAUCGGCAACCUGGCGCUGGCCGACCUGACCCUGGUGGUCACGCUGCCCCUUUGGGCGGUCUACACGGCCAUGGGCUACCACUGGCCCUUCGGUGUGGCCUUGUGCAAGCUCAGCAGCUACGUGGUGCUGCUCAACAUGUACGCCAGCGUCUUCUGCCUCACCUGCAUGAGCUUCGACCGCUACCUGGCCAUCGUGCACUCCCUGUCCAGCACGCAGCUCACCCGCGGCCACAUGCGCGGCUCCCUGGCCGCCAUCUGGAUGAUCUCGGGGCUCCUCGCCGCGCCCACACUUAUCUUCCGCACCACCAGGCACGACCCGGCCAGCAACCGCACCUCCUGCGCCAUGGACUUCGGCCUGGUGGUGAGCAACAAGCAGCAGGAGAACUUGUGGAUCGCCGGGCUGAGCAUCUCCUCGUCGGCGCUGGGCUUCCUGCUGCCCUUCCUGGCCAUGAUGGUGUGCUACGGCUUCAUCGGCUGCACCGUCACGCGCCACUUCAACACGCUGCGCAAGGAGGACCAGCGUAAAAGGCGGCUGCUGAAGAUCAUCACCACGCUGGUGGUGGUCUUCGCCGCCUGCUGGAUCCCCUUCCACGUGGUGAAGAGCGCCGACGCCCUCUCCUACCUGGACCUCUUCCCCGCCACCUGCGCCUUCCUGCGCUUCCUCCUCCUGGCACACCCGUACGCCACCUGCCUGGCCUACGUCAACAGCUGCCUCAACCCCUUCCUCUACGCCUUCUUCGACCUGCGCUUCAGGUCGCAGUGCCUCUGCCUGCUCCACCUCAAGAAGUCCUUGCACGCCAGCCCCGCCGGCUCCUUGUCCUCCCAGAAGACGGAGGCCCAGUCCCUCGCCACCAAGGUCUAACUAACUCAGCUGGGACUUGGCGCGGCCUGCCGGACUGCUCGCAACAGGCCCGUGACUUGAGGGCGCUACGGCCUCGGAAAAGGAGCGAUCGUCAAGUAACAAAACUGCAAAAAAGGAAAACGCGUCCUUCAUUUGAAGGCUUCCUUUUUUGUGUUGACCUCUCGUUUUUUGUUAAGCACUUGAGGUGUGACGCCCGCUUGGUGUGUGUGUGUGUGUGCGUGUGUGUGUGUGUUCUUGUGUUUCUAGCCUUCUUGAGACAUGAAGAAGGAAAAGUAGCUUCCACAUGAGGUGGUGUGAACAAGUUAGGACAUAAAUCAUGGUCCCAAUACGGAAAACUAUUACAUCUAAUAGAACAUCUAAUGUCUCAUUUGCAGCCCCUGCUGGUGAAAUCUGUCAAAAUUAG